This is a messenger RNA of Temnothorax curvispinosus, 5340 nucleotides long. RefSeq names its product pituitary homeobox x (gene Ptx1). Gene Ontology annotation, cellular component: nucleus. Gene Ontology annotation, molecular function: RNA polymerase II cis-regulatory region sequence-specific DNA binding; DNA-binding transcription factor activity, RNA polymerase II-specific. The record is from RefSeq and is a predicted model, not a curated record. Bases 1716 to 3524 code for a protein of 602 amino acids. Lineage: Eukaryota; Metazoa; Arthropoda; Insecta; Hymenoptera; Formicidae. The transcript is spliced from 5 exons. Gene Ontology annotation, biological process: regulation of transcription by RNA polymerase II; anatomical structure morphogenesis.
GGCAGGCAGGCAGGCAACCAGACAGGCAGGCAGCCAGGCAAGCAAGCUAGCAGGCAGCCAGUGCACCAGCCAAGACCACUAGAUCCGCUCGGCUUACCGACUUAGAGACUUAAGCCGGCAGGCAGUCCGAAAGGCUCAACCGGCUAAGCCUGGCGGACCCACCUACCAACCGACUUACGCGGCGCUAGCCACUACGACGCGUUUCAUCUACCGGCGGGAAAAUCAGGAUACACCGCUGCGACCGGCGGUACCGCCGCCGCCGCCUUCUUAUAUUUUCCUCCAUCGCCGUGUCCCGCUCCGCACUUCUCCUCUCUGACGUACGUUAAGGGCGGAGGUGACGAGUAGUGACGAGUGCUGCGUGAUCAUCAUCAUCGACGCGCUCGUGCCGACGACGACGACGGCGACGACGUCGACGUCGUUGCCCGCGGCCGCGGCGUUCGACGACGGUCGCGGGUAGGAGACCUCGUCGUUCUCGUACCACGCGCCUGUAAAUCGCGUGUAAACACUCACGUCGUGGAUUUCCGGAGUGAAAGACGAAAAUUUGGAAGUGGUGAUAAUAGGUAUAGAUCGUCGUGGUGUCGAGGGAAUGCCACGUUCACCCGGCGGGUGCGUCAAAUUAUCGGCGUAACUUUGAUUAGUGACAGAAGCCGGUGGAUGUUGGUGAACGACUCGCUGAAGAGAGUGGGUGACACGGGAGUGAUGAUCAACGUAGUGCUAGAUAUAUUGCAGGGAACCUUGAUUACGCCUUGUCCGUCAACCGUCUUAACGUAGUGACUCCGAAUCAUCGACAAACCUGCCCUAUGAACGUUUCGACAGAACUCACGCGGAGAACGUAAAAGCAUGAAGAAGAAUCGCGACAAAUCGUGAAUACUUAUAACGACUGACUCCAUCAAAGAGAGAGAAAUAUAGCAAAAGUUUAAAAGAUAAAAACGGUGGAAGAGCAAGAGAGGUAGAAGAAUUCACCUACCUCAGGUGGAAGAUGUUUAUGAGGAUGAUAGUGCUUAAGUAGUUUAACCUACUUAAACGACGUAUUUUAUAACUCUUAGCUUUUUUUCUUACGUAACACGACGACAUUGAACCGACGGUUAUCUGAUUUAUCAAGCCUCCGUGUCAUAGCGCGCGUCGUCCAUGUGAGUCCCACGUUUUUUUUUUUUUUGGGAAUUCUUUCGAAGUCUCGCGUGAAUUCGCGACCGUCCACGUAUUCCCGUCGGUCGAUUUUGGAUAUCGAGUACGCGCUUAUUUCGUUGCCGACGCUAAAGGAAACCGGAGCGUCAGCGAAGUGCCGACGGCAUAACGAACGCGCUGUGACCGUCUCUGGUAGAAUCGCACGAGUAUAAUUCUCAGAGGACAAACCUAUGUAAAAAAAAUCUAUCGAUCUCAUUACUGACUACGUCGACAACCGUCACGCAUCAUAUUCUUGAUAUAGAAACUUUGACGGGACCCGGUACGUCAAAAUUCUCGUGAGACAAGUACUCUCUUCGAAAGAAACAAGCUGAUGUUUUUGACUGUUAAUCGCCUCUAAAGAACAAUCACGCAGAUUCUUAUUGACGACGUGUACUCCGAUCUACGGAACAGAGAGAACGCUUGAAUGUGUCCUUAGAAGGAAGCAGCGGACAAACCGGCGUGAUCGCGCUGAUUCGCGGCCUCUCGCGGGCCAGGUUGAUCGUGUCACCGAGUCGUAAGGAACAGUCAACACGACGUUAACUUUCUACAGUAUGGAGCGGGGCGGCGGGGCCGGGGGGAGCCUCGAACUCGCCGGUGGCGGCGGCGGUGGCGGCGGAGGCGGCGGUGGUGGCGGCGGCAACGCGGAUCUGUGUCUACAGGACCUCGUGAUCGGGCCUACGAGCGGCCUCUCGGUGCAGCAUCACCAGCACGCGGUUGCGGCGACCGCCUCGAUGGCCGGCCUACACGGCGACCAUCUUCAGGGCGCAAUGCACCAUCACGAUCUCCACGGUAAUUCGCAUCACGACACCUCGAUGCUACACAACUCCAGCCACCAGCUGCACCACGAACCGCUAGAGAAACUUAAACUCUGGGCACAGAGUGACUUCGGGGACGAAACCAACGGGGGUCUCGCGAGGCUCGACGCGGGUCACGGCGCUCACACCCCCGGUGGUAGCAAUCCUAGUACACCGGGGGCGACCCCCACGACACCCUCCGGUGGAUACUCCACCGGGCAGCCAAGGAACCGUACGAACGCAACUCACAGGCCAGAUAUUCGAAAAGGUGUACGAACACCACCAGAAGUGAAACACGAAUUGGGUGCUGGUGGUGUCGUUUCUCCUGGAGUGGUCGGAGUCAACGAUACCGACGACAAGGAUGGUAAGAAGAACAAGAGGCAAAGGCGGCAAAGGACGCACUUUACGCAGCAUCAGCUUCAGAAUCUGGAGAUGACGUUUAUGAGGAAUCGGUAUCCAGACAUGUCAACCAGAGAAGAGAUAGCUUGCUGUACGAAUCUUACGGAAGCUCGAGUCAGGGUCUGGUUCAAGAAUAGGCGGGCGAAAUGGCGGAAGAAGGAGCGUAACGCGAUGAACGCCGCCGCGCAGGCCGCGGCGGAUUUCAAGUCGGGCUUCAGUACAGCCAGCCUGAACGGUUUUAUCGCCCAACCGUUCCCAGACCCCGACACCCUCUACAGCUCGUAUAGCACGUACAACAAUUGGGCCAAAGUGCCGUCGCCUUUGAGCGGCAAGAGUUUUCCCUGGAUGAAUACUCUGGGCUCAGUCGUGCCUGCAGCAUCGCAUCAUCACCAUCACGCUCAGGUCAGCCCAGUGAAUCCCUUUAACGCCGCAGCGACGUCGGUCGCGGGCAGCCACGUGAGCGGCAUGUCGGUUUCGGUCGGCCAGGCGGCCACGUCCAUGUUACCGGGCAUGGGUUCCGGUCUCGGUGUCGCGAGCUCGCCGGUCGCCGCGUCCGGCGCGGCGUGUCCGUACGCGGCGCCGGCGGCGCCGCAUCAUCCAUAUGGACCGCCGGUUUAUACGCCCCACCAUCGAUCGCCCGAAUCCUGCACGGUGAUGACAUCGAGUAGCAUCGCUUCGCUACGAAUGAAAGCGAAACAGCACAGCAGCGGUUACGGCGGCAGUGGCGGUGGUUCUUUCGCAGGCGGUACCACGGGCGGUACCACGGCCGGAAGUAUAAGUCCCGUAAGCUCGAGAGCGUCCGCCGCCUCGCCGACGCUAUCGUCGACGCCCUCGUCGACGACCUCGCAUCCGCAUUAUCUCAUGUACGAUGAGGACGGGGCCGCGGCGGACCAAAAAAUGGAAGUGGACGAGCGAGGUGUUAUCGAGACAAGUAACAUGGUGAAUCCUGAACAGGUUGUAGCUGCCACCGCCGGUGGUAUUGGCGUGGGAGUUGGUAUCGGUGUAGGGGGACCGGGUACGGCCACUGGAAGUGGUACCGGACUGACUGGUUACUGGCAACAUGCGACUACCGCUACCGGCUACUGGCCAUCGUUAUUCGACUGUUGGACGACGCCGCCGAUCGCGUCCGGUUCGCAGACGCUGUCUCUGCCGCGGGAUGACGAUUGAGGCCAGUAGAAUUUUAUUGACCACUCACGUUGGCGUUGUCCUAAUUCCCCCAAUUUAUCGCGAUAUCUCGUUUCGUUUCAUUAAAAUGUUUGAUAUCUUAGCGAAUAUAACUCGGAAAUACCAGAUUUAUAUCUCUGCCGAGAACCAAACGGAAAUAAUUUAGUUGUAGUAUAUUAAAAAAUAUAUGUAACCAAAACGACUUCUUCACAUGCCUUUAUAGAACUUAUAAAGGUACAAAAUUAUUUAAAUUGUGUUAAUCAGUAAUCGAUUGAAAUUGAACAUGUAAUGCAAAUUUUGUCGUAGAAUUAGAAAUAUUUGGUUUUUACAAAUUUUGAAUUUCACUGACAACUAAUAAUCUUCGAUUUUGGGAUCUUCGCGAAAAUUGAGGGUAAGGAAAAAGGGUAAAGAACUAGUGUCUAUCACGAUGAAAGAAUUGACAGAACUUACAGUUGAAAAUAUUUGAUUACAUUGUAAAUAACGAUUAUGCGAACAAUUGACUACGUCGGGCACGAUCGGCAAACUAUAAGUUCAGUGAGUUCGGUGAAAUCGCAUUUAUUCCUCGAGACAGAUAACAGUUAAUGGAGUACAAAAGUUAAACUUUCGCCGCGAUAAAAAGUAUGUUUAAUCUCCCCACCCCUCAUUUUCCUUUUAGGAAUUUAUUUUGACAAAUAUAUUUAUUUGUUCGAAUACGAUCCUGAAUAUGCAUCGCGAUAACAAAAUAAUAUUAUUUCGCUGAAAGAAACGAGAAGCAUAUUUCUUCGUGUGAUGUAAAUGCGCUAAUUGUAUGAAGCAUGUUUUAUUUAAUAAUUUUUUUUUUCGAUACGAUAUAAAAUGUGGGGUGGGGUUAAUUUCUAAGAACGACGGCGCUAAUAAAGAUCCCGUGCGGAUCACGUACUCACUAUUCUGUAGAUAUAUGUAUAGUAGAACGCCGGCUCUUUAUGCCGAGCGUAACUGUAUACCAAAAAAUUGUUACAUUGUAAUGACGAUAAUAACGAUUAUUCAGCAGAAUAUUAAAAUAUUAUAGGCUGUAAGUAAACGGAUUUAUGCGUUGUACAGUGUAUGGAACAAAGAGCAUUCGAUUAGGCGUACGUUAUAAAUCUGAAUUAGUAUUGUCGAAUAAUUACUAAAACAAUAUUCACAGUAUCCUCGCGCGGCGCGUACAAUUGGAUUUUUCAAGUCCAUCGAUUUCUCUUUCUCUUCGUACUCUCUUAUCGUUCCAACGACGGUGUUUAUCUUAUACGUAUAUACCCUUGAUUGUGUAACUAGAGAGGCGUUAACAUAACCAACGAAAAUGUCCUAUUUUUAUAAGUAGCUUAUUAUUUGAUAGACCACGCGUUGUGAGAAAACAAAACCAAAGUUAAACCCAAAAAAUAUCACGUAUGUAUAGUAAUUAUGCCGCGCGUCGAGGCCACGGAGAUAAUUGUAUAAAUUAUUACGCAUAACGGGGGAGUGUGGUGGUAUGUCGGGGAGAUUUUGACGGGGUGAAACGCGACGAUGAGACACGAGGCGAACCGAUCGACUUCGGAAGUCGACAGCGAGCGGCCGAUAUCGCCAUAGAGCUCGAAGGCAUAGUCAUGUAAGAUAGGCGUAUAAGAAACGACCGCUAUUUUGUAUGAAUCCCAAUGUCGUACAAAUGUUCGUCGUAAUCACAUAUCCCAGUCCCUGCGGUGAGUGAUUCGUAACGUCACGCAGAAUGUUCUUCAUUCCCGUUUGUCACCUCACUCGCUACGUGUAAACGUUCCUACUGGGCGAUAUUGAGCGCCGUAAAAGGCCCCGUUUGUAAUCUAGUCACAAUAAAAACCAAUUCUAUUCUAAA